UCCUGAUUAGCUAUUCAGAGCCAGCUAGAAUGACCAUGACCGUGACCAAUGGGGAGGUACAUGCAGUGACUGCCAAUGGAGGCUUUACAAUUGACAAGCCCUUCAAGAUCUUUGUGGGUUACGAUCCGCGUGAAGAUAUUGCCUAUGAGGUUUGUCACCAUUCUAUUUUGAAACGAUCCUCGAUCCCUGUUGAGAUCACCCCCAUUGUGCAGUCAGAUCUUAGAACGAAUGGCUUGUAUUGGCGCGAGAGAGGCCAGCUUGAGAGCACAGAGUUCUCUUUUACUCGUUUCUUGACCCCGCAUUUGGCAAACUAUGAUGGUUGGGCGAUGUUUGUUGAUUGUGAUUUCCUAUACUUAGCUGACAUCAAGGAAUUGAGGGAUUUGAUUGAUGACAAGUAUGCCAUCAUGUGUGUGCAACAUGAUUAUACUCCAAAAGAGGCCACAAAAAUGGAUGGUGCGGUGCAAACCGUGUAUCCAAGGAAGAAUUGGUCUUCCAUGGUGUUGUACAAUUGUGGGCACCCGAAGAACAAGGUUCUGACACCUGAGGUUGUGAAUACCCAAACCGGUGCUUUCCUUCAUAGGUUUCAGUGGCUUGAGGAUGAAGAAAUCGGUUCCAUCCCAUUUGUGUGGAAUUUCCUGGAGGGUCAUAACAAAGUUGUGGAAGGUGACACAACAACAUUUCCUAAAGCAAUACAUUAUACUCGUGGUGGCCCAUGGUUUGAGGCAUGGAAGAAUUGUGACUUUGCAGAAUUGUGGUUGAAAGAGAAGGAUGAGUGCGUGAAGGAAGAGAAGAAAUAAUUCAAAAGUAGAUAUGAUUCAUCAGCUGGAGUAUUAUUUUUUAUUUGCAAGGCUUAUUUUCCUGUGUUCUGUUCAUUUGUAGUGUGUAUUAGCAUGCUACCCUGUGCAGUCUUGUCUAUAAUUCUUUGCAGCAGCUAGUUAGUUAGCUAGUACAUGGCCAGUUCUGGCCUCUGAAGACCUCUCUUAUUUCAGAAACUGCUGCUGUACUACGUAUUAGCAUUUGAUUAUUAAUGAAAGUUGUGAGCAUUUUUUUA
This is a messenger RNA of Populus euphratica (Euphrates poplar), 1051 nucleotides long. RefSeq names its product Nucleotide-diphospho-sugar transferases superfamily protein (gene CDI). The coding region runs from base 30 to 797 and encodes 255 amino acids. NCBI's taxonomy places the organism in Eukaryota, Viridiplantae, Streptophyta, Magnoliopsida, Malpighiales, Salicaceae. The transcript has a single exon. The record is from RefSeq and is a predicted model, not a curated record.